GAGCCCGGAAGGUGCGCUGCCCCGCCCCAGUCACCCCCUUCCCAGCGCCUCCCGCGUGAAAGUGAAAGUUCUAGGGCCCCCGCGAAGGUCAAGGAUUAGGGGGCGGGGCCGGCGCGGACGUGGGAGUCAGCGCCAGGCACUGGAGGGGCCAUGGAUGGGCUCGGCCGCCGCCUCCGAGCCAGCCUGAGAUUGAAGCGCGGCCGCGGGGGACCUUCCCAGAGCAAUACUGUGGAAACUGCCACAGAGCCAGAAAGGAGCCAGGAGCAUUCUCUGUCUAGCUUUGCUGGAGGCCAGCACUUCUUUGAAUACCUUCUUGUUGUUUCUUUAAAGAGAAAUCGUUCAGGGGAUGACUAUGAACCCACGAUCACCUAUCAGUUUCCCAAGAGGGAGAACCUGCUCCGGGGUCAACAGGAGGAGGAGGAACGGCUACUCAAAGCCAUUCCUUUGUUCUGCUUCCCUGAUGGGAACGAGUGGGCACCACUCACAGACUAUCCCAGGGAGACCUUCUCAUUCGUCCUGACCAAUGUGGAUGGAAGCAGGAAGAUUGGAUACUGCAGGCGCCUCCUGCCUGCUGGUCCUGGCCCUCGCCUUCCCAAAGUUUACUGCAUCAUCAGCUGCAUCGGCUGCUUCGGCCUGUUCUCCAAGAUACUAGAUGAAGUAGAGAAGAGGCAUCAGAUCUCCAUGGCUGUCAUCUACCCAUUCAUGCAAGGUCUCCGAGAGGCCCCCUUCCCUGCACCUGGAAAGACUGUCACCCUUAAAAGCUUCAUCCCUGACUCAGGCACGGAGUUCAUCUCACUGACAAGGCCCCUGGACUCCCACCUGGAACAUGUGGACUUUAGUGCUCUGUUGCACUGUCUCCAUUUUGAGCAGAUUAUUCAGAUCUUUGCCUCUGCAGUACUAGAAAGAAAAAUCAUAUUUCUGGCAGAAGGUCUCAGUACCCUGUCUCAGUGUAUUCACGCUGCAGCUGCUCUGCUCUACCCCUUUAGUUGGGCACACACAUACAUCCCCGUGGUCCCUGAGAGCCUUCUGGCCACUGUCUGCUGCCCCACCCCUUUCAUGGUUGGGGUACAGAUGCGCUUCCAGCAGGAGGUUAUGGACAGCCCCAUGGAAGAGGUGUUGUUGGUGAAUCUUUGUGAAGGAACCUUCUUAUUGUCGGUUGGUGAUGAAAAAGACAUCCUACCACCAAAACUUCAGGAUGACAUCUUGGACUCUCUUGGUCAGGGAAUAAAUGAGUUAAAGACUUCAGAACAAAUCAAUGAGCAUGUUUCAGGCCCUUUUGUGCAGUUCUUUGUUAAGACUGUGGGCCACUAUGCCUCUUAUAUCAAACGUGAGGCCAGUGGGCAAGGCCACUUCCAAGAACGAUCCUUCUGUAAGGCUGUCACCUCCAAAACCAAGCGCCGGUUUGUGAAGAAGUUUGUGAAGACACAACUUUUCUCUCUGUUCAUCCAGGAAGCAGAGAAGAGCAGGAAUCCUCCUGCAGGCUAUUUCCAAAAGAAAAUACUUGAAUAUGAAGAGCAGAAGAAACAGAAGAAAUCAAGAGAAAAGACUGUGAAGUAAAAGCUGUGGUGGGCAACACUGUCUAGAGCUACAGGCCAAUUUGGACUUUGGCCCUUCUGGUAUGAAAAGGUCAGAGAGGCUCUCAACCUUGGAAUCCAUGGCCUCCUUCCAACUGGUACCCAGUUUUGCUUCAAAGUGGUAUCUGAGUUUGGGGUCCUUGGUAUCAGGGUUUCUCAGAACCUUGAGAGCUCUCAUCCAAGCUCAUAGAACUGUACUCAAAGUUGAAUCUUUAGCAGAAUGGACACAGUGGGAAACAGUAAUACAGAUGUGGGUGAUUGAUUAGAAGUUGCUGCCACUGCCAUCUCCUGGGAACCACCAUCAUAAAUUCCUCAGCAGACAACAUUGUUGUGGCCCAGUGACCCAUGUACAAAAUAGUGGUCUGACAUGUGAGGAUGAAAAUAAAGAUGAAAACUGCUUAUUGUUUGUCAAUCUAGGAGGCACUGUAUCGGAGAACUGAACUAGACAUGAAGAAGGACCUGGUCACACUAGGCUGUUUGGAACCACAAAACCAGGGGUCAGCAGCACCACUUCUACUAGGAAGAGUAAGAAAUCUUGAUCAGAGUGGCCACAGCAUAGUAGUCUUUGGUACUACUUUGGAAGUCAGGUGUGCUUUCCAGAUUCUGAGCAGGGACUGCUAAUAUAAAGGAGGCCGCUUUGUCCUCGGGCAAAUUAAUGGAGAAAUUCCAGUCAACAGAAACCUUUGAAGGCUACUUCAUGACUACCAUAAACAGGCCAGACUGCCCAUAACUCAGCCAGGGCUAGUCCUUUACCUUCAGUCUUAGGCAUCUCACCUCAACUGCUUAUUAAGCUUCCAGUUCCAUUCUCUAGCCAAAGCGUAGAGAUCCCUGCACUGGCAUUUCCCCCUCCCCCCUUAUAAUCCAAAGUAUUUAGUAUUUAUCUAGGCCCAUCUUUUCCUAUACCUCCAUUCAGUUUCUGUCUAAACCUGCAAGAAAAACAUCUCAUCUUCUAGAAUUCUAUCUUUGAAAUGUUUUCUCGCCAUAAUUUUAUGAUGGCCUUCAGAAGUUUCUGAAAUCCAUACAAAGAAUGCAAAUGAUGUGAGAGUUUAUCAACAGGCAGAACUACAAAAUGGAAGUUUAAGGAAUACACCCUGACUUGGGGAACACAUGUCCACAUGCUAUGCCUAACUAUAGUUCUCAGCUUCUAGGAAUCAUUGUAUCUUUUUAUAUGGUUUAUAGAAGUGGAUGUUAAACCUAGUUAAAUCUUGAAAAGUUUCAGACCAAAAACCAGAAUGCGGUUAAGGCUCAGAAAAUACUAAGGCUCCAAUAGAAGUCUACCAAAUUCUGGUAGACUUCUGAACCUGGAGUACAUAUGGUGGCACAGCCUAUGAUCAUAGCAUUCAGGGGGUUACCGAAGGAGAACUGAGAGUUCAAGGCCAGCCCGAGAUACUGUGUGACCUUGUCUAGAAUCCACCCCUCACCAAAAGGUCCAGAAUUAUGUUUUCUAAAAGUAUCCACAUGUUGAAUGAUUCUUAUACUCUAGGAGGUCAGUGAAUACAGCAUCCAGCACCAACUGAGGCUUUCCAUAAAGCAAUCAUUGGCCUGAUGAUGCUGUUGUUUUCUAGGGCCAAAGGAAGCACACACAAGUGCUUUUCAGAUCCCCUCUAUGAUGAGGAGAAAAACAUGACACAUGUAUUUAUUUCAGUUAGCCCUGAGUACCUGUUUAUAGCUUUGGUGUGGUAUAGAAAACACUAGCUAGAAUUCAGAAGACCGUCUAGAUUCCAUCUGGAGUAUAGCAUUAACGUGUGACAACUGGUAUUUCAUUUAGCCUCUUCAGGUCUCAAUUCCUACUAGGCAUGAACAACUGUUAAAUGUCUGCUGAAACAAUCAAAUAAAACAAUGGCUGUAACUGUA
Molecule: messenger RNA, 3428 nt
Organism: Phodopus roborovskii (desert hamster)
Lineage: Eukaryota; Metazoa; Chordata; Mammalia; Rodentia; Cricetidae
Gene: Dennd2d
Product: DENN domain containing 2D
Exons: 12
Coding region: 151-1557 (468 amino acids)
Cellular component (GO): nucleoplasm; cytosol
Source: RefSeq, a predicted model, not a curated record